Messenger RNA from Lottia gigantea (owl limpet), 6189 nucleotides. RefSeq lists its product as hypothetical. The annotation marks the transcript as partial. The record is from RefSeq and is a predicted model, not a curated record. Lineage: Eukaryota; Metazoa; Mollusca; Gastropoda; Lottiidae. Gene Ontology annotation, molecular function: ATP binding; protein binding; cytoskeletal motor activity. Gene Ontology annotation, biological process: signal transduction. Gene Ontology annotation, cellular component: myosin complex; cytoskeleton. The transcript is spliced from 40 exons.
CAGAAAUAUUUGAAUAUUUUUUAUAUUUUUUCAGGAUGUCGUCCGGAAGAUGGUGUCAGGGAUAUGAUUAUUAUUAGUGAUAUUGAUGAAAAUGGAAUAAAAAUAAAUUUAAAAACCAGAUAUAACAAGGACCAGAUUUAUAAACAUGUAAAAGAAUACAGUGGUCAGAAACUAAGUCAAGUUGAACCUCAUGUCUUCGCUAUCACAGAAGCAGCAUUUCAAAAUUUAUGUAAAUCUGAUGAUAACCAAUCGUGUAUCAUCGCAGGGGAGAGUGGUGCUGGGAAGACUGAAACAACCAAGUUUAUAUUACAAUAUUUAUGUUCAGUUACCAAUCAUACUUCUUUCUGGACUGAACAACAGAUUCUUGAGGCCAAUACAGUUCUCGAAGCUUUUGGAAACGCAAAAACAGUCCGAAAUGACAAUUCCAGUCGUUUUGGUAAAUUUAUGCAAGUGUGUUUCGAUGACAGUUCCCAAAUUAAGGGCUGCAUUGUUCAAGACUAUUUACUGGAACAAUCAAGGAUCACGUUUCAAUCCGCAAACGAACGUAACUAUCAUAUCUUUUAUCAGUUGACAGCAGGAGCCAAAUCGUGUCCAGAACUCGCGAAACAGUUUCAUAUCGGACCACCAGAGUCAUAUGCAUAUCUGAAUCAGAGUGGAUGUUAUAAACUAGGGGGUGUGGACGAUUCGACGGCCUUCGAUAGUUUACGAUUAGCAAUGAAUGUGAUAAACAUACAACCUGAAAUGGUUGAUGGGAUAUUUGGUGUCAUGUCAGCCAUUUUGUUACUAGGGAAUUUAAAAUUCGAGGAUGUGGAAGGAGAAAAGAGUGAUUUUACGCCGGAUGAUAAAGUUAUUUUAGAAACGGUGUGUGAAUUAUUAGGAUUCGAACUUGAUGCCUUAAUGGAAGCCUUACUAUUCCGUCAGAUUCAAGUUCGUGGAACUAUAACAAGCAUUCCCUUUAAAAUUCAGGAAUCAAUUGAAAACCGCCAUGCAAUGGCUAAAGCCUUAUAUUCCCGAACGUUCGCCUGGCUAGUUGAUGCUAUUAAUAAAUGUACUAAUCCAGGACAAAACCAACUAAGAUUUAUUGGAAUUUUAGAUAUAUUUGGUUUUGAAAACUUUCAGACGAAUAGUUUUGAACAGUUAUGUAUCAACUACACAAACGAGAAAUUACAUCGAUUUUUUAAUCAUUAUGUAUUUGCCUUAGAACAAGAAACAGUAAAAGAGAUAGAAUUUGCUCAUAUAACAUUUACUGAUAAUACUAAAUGUGUCGAGUUGAUAGAAAAGCCUCCACGAUGUAUUUUAAAGAUUUUGGAUGAAGAGUGUCGUUUUCCACAGGGAACUGAUAAAUCAUACUUAGCCAAACAGCACACUGAGUUCGAGGCUCACGAAUGUUACAUUAAGGGUCAAGAUCGACGGACAUGGACGAAGGAAUUUGGUAUCCAGCAUUACGCAGGGGCUGUUAUAUAUAAUAUUAAUGGCUUCCUGGAUAAAAAUAAAGACACACAACAAGAUCAGCUGUUUGAACUGAUGCAUAAUUCUACCAAUGUGUUUGUUACUGAUCUUACCAGGUUUCAGGAUUUAUUGGGAGUAAGAUUAGAAGAUUUAAAAGGGAGACAAACCAUAUCUAAAACAGCUCGGGGUAAACCUACAGUAGGAGAUACAUUUAAACAUCAGUUAUCUGCCCUUGUGGACGUUCUCGACACAACAAACCCUUGGUAUGUUCGAUGUUUGAAGCCAAAUUCUAAGAAAGUAGCCAAUGAUUUUCGAGAUGAAGAAGUGUUAUCUCAGUUAAGAUAUUCUGGAAUGUUGGAUAUUAUUAGAAUUAAGAGAGAGGGUUAUCCAGUCCACGUGCCGUUAGAAACCUUCCUAGCGAAGUAUAGUAUAUUGUUGAAGAAUAUGAAAGUAGAUGAAGAGAACCCUGGUAGAUCUUGUCGUCAAGUCUUAGACUUACUGAAUUUACCUUCAACAGAUUGGCAGGUUGGAAAAACAAGGGUGUUUAUGAGAACCAGUGUAUUUGAACCUUUGGAAGAAAAACGCCAAGAACUAUUGAUAGAGAAAGUUACGAUUAUACAGAAAAUAUGGCGGGGAUACGUCAAACACAGAGAUUAUUUACAUAUGAGAGAGGCGGCCAUCAUCAUACAACAGAAUUUCCGAGCUUUACGAUACCGUCUGGCAUUUGUUAGAAAACGUAAAGCAGCCAUUGUCAUACAGUCGUAUAUUCGUGGUACGUUGGCACGGAAAGUAGCGUCUGGAUUGAGAACUCAGAAACGUUUAGAAGAAGAGAGACGAAGACAGGAAGAAAUGGAGGCUGAGAAAUUGAAAGUACAACAGGCCGAAGCUGAUGAAACCGCCAUCGAAGAAACAUUAAAGGAAUCUCAAGAGGAGCUAGAAUCUCUAACUAAUAUGAUCGAAUCGAUGUGGUCUCAAUAUAAACCUCCUGUCUCCCCUAACAACAUGGACCUGGAUCAGAUGUUUAGUUUCCUGACAGAACAGAAGAUAGAACUCAAACAGCAGAUCAACGAGAAGGAGAAGGCGCUAAACCAGAUCAAUCAACAGUUUCAGGAACUUGAUGAUCUCUGGAAGGAGGCUGACGCUUUGGUGAGAGUGCCAUCCCCUCCACCACCCCCAGGGCUACCAGGAGUGCCACCAGCUCCCCCUGCUCCUGGAGGGCCUGUACCUCCACCACCCCCCUUACCUGGAGGAGGGCCACCAGAGGGAAUCAAAUUAACACCGUCUCCAACUCAAUAUGAAUCCAUAGAGAAAUUCUCAAAAACUGUACCCACAAGUGGACCACUGUCUCGUCGCCCUGAAUUCAUCAUUCCUCCUCCUCCAUCAUUCCCACCACCCCCAGUCCCCGACGAGAACGCCCGACCGGUGAGCUUCAUGCAAGUCAAUGAGCUGUCUCCUGAAACUCAAGACAAACUAUCCAACAUGAUGCAGAACCCCAAUAUGCAGAACCUGAUGAGUCCCCAGUCCAUGGGAGAUUCGGUCUGCUCUCUGCCUGAACCUGAAGCUGUGUAUGAUAUGCUUGAGUAUGCUGAGAAGUAUUUUAAUAAUCACGUACGAGAUUAUGGUGGCACUAUCAUGAAAAGUUUGAAGAAAAGGCGGCAAUCAGCUACAGAUGUGUUAUCUAAAGAAGAAAUGUUAAGAUAUUGUAAAAGUGGUUUAAUACCAACAUCUCAUAUACAUCUACAUGAUGCUGAGAAUAUCCAUCAAGCUUGUAAUAUAUUUAAGGAUAUCACUAAGUAUAUUCGAGAUGAAGCGAAAGAAGAUUCGUCCGUGACGACCAUACAACAUAUUAUAAAAACAGGAUUAGAACGUAUCGAGCUACGAGAUGAAAUCUUCUGUCAGCUGAUCCGACAGACCAAUGAAAACCCUGAACCAGAGUCACUUCGUCAAGCCUGGGUUUUAAUGUGUCUCUUCAGUGCUUCUUUUGCUCCCAGUAAAAACCUUCAUAAAUAUAUGUUAUCGUAUGUAAAGAAAUCGUGUUUUGAUAAAAAUGUUGGUAAAUAUGCUCUGAUGACCCACAAUCAUUUAACGAUACCUCGUGCCACGUCUAGAAAAUAUCCUGCUUCUUCCAUUGAAAUUAUGAGUGUUCAAUCACUAGCACCUAUUGUGUGUAAAGUAUUUUUUAUGGAUGGUAAGACGAAGGCUGUUAGUAUGAUGCCCUGUGAUACAGCUACAGAUGUUUUAGAGAAGGUGGCUAGAAAAAUUGGUUUAAAAUCUGUCGAAGGCUGGGCUAUUUAUGAGUUAACGAAUGAAUAUGAAAGGUUUAUAAGAAGUUAUGAAUAUAUAGCUGAUAUAAUGGCACAAUGGGAACUUCAAGAUAGAGUAGCAGCUAAACCUAGUCAUUAUGAAACAAUAUCUAAAAAAGGACCGAAGUUGGCUCUAGGUGGAGCAGACGCGAAGAUUAUGUUUAGAAAACGAGUUUAUAAACAUGUACACGACAUUCCUAACGACCCUAUAGAAUAUCAUCUUCUAUAUGCUGAGGCUGUUUAUAAAGUUGUGAAGAUGGAUGAGUUUUCUAUAUCUGAUAAAGUAGCAUUACAACUGGCGGGGUUACAGGCUCAGGUCAUCUGGGGAACUUAUGAAGAAGAUAAACAAUUCAGAUAUGGUGAAGCUGACCAAUAUUUAUGUAAAAGAAUUUUGGCCUCCUCAGGUAGAAACUGGUCAAAAGAAGUUGCAAAAGCUCACAAGCAUUAUGGUGAUGGUAAAAGUACCCUGGAAGCUCAAGUCUGGUAUUUAACGUGUGUCAAACAAUUUCCCUUAUAUGGAUGUACCAUGUUUCCUAUUUUACACAAAGGAUUGUGGGCUCAUUCUAGUGACGCUUUACUAGCAAUUAAUAUGGACGGAAUUAAAUUUGUGCGUGCGAAGGACAAAAUGGUGCUACAUGAUUUUAAAUAUUCACAAAUUGAAUCUAUUUAUAUCGAUCCGAACGACAACUAUAUUACGUUAGAACUUCAAGAUAAAAUUGAAACAGAUUGUCCACAAAGAACGUUUAUGUUCGAAACGAACCAUAAAGAGGAUGUCGGCCAUCUUGUAGCCAGUUAUUCGCCCCAUCAUGCAUCUUGGAUGAAGGCAGAUUAUGAAAGUUUGAAAAAGAUAAAGAUGUCCGAUGAAGAGAAAUUAAAACUAUAUGAAGAGUUAGUUCGAUGUCGUAAAUUAUUAUCAGAGAGUAGAUUAUUACAGAGACCAAUCACUACAGCUGAUACUGGCUUCUUUAAAAAUACACUUCGAAGGUUAACCAAGUCUAAAAUGGACAGAUUACGGAACUACGCAGCUGGUGAUACUGGUCAAUUUGACGUGAAUUAUUGGUCAUAUACUAAAUUACCUAUAAAACAGAGUUUAACGUUAAUACACGACCCAGCGAUGGAGGAAGUUGCCAUCAAGAUGUUUACUUCUAUUUUAAUUUAUACUGGAUAUGAAGAAUCAGGUAACAACAAUGAUAACUAUGAUCAUACUGGAAUGAUUCAAAUCGUCAUGACAAAAUGUCUAGAGAGUGACCACGUCUGUAACGAGUUUUAUUUACAAUUAAUUAAACAGACUACAGAUCAUCCAGAUCCCAACAGUUAUGUAAAUAAACGAAGUUGGCAGUUGAUGGCCGUUACCACAAAUAUACUUCCUCCCCCAAAUACACGAGUUCAGAAAUAUUUACAAGUUCAUCUUAAAAAGUGUUCGAUGGAUUCUACGACAGAGGAGGGCAAAUACGCUAGAUACAGUUAUAAGUGUCUUUCAAGAACGUUAGAAAAGAAACGCAGGAAAUUUCCUCCUUCAACAAGAGAGGUUGAAUGUGUCAUACACAGAAAACCAAUCACAGAGAAAGUAUUUUUUAUGACUGGUGAAAGUAGAGUGAUAGAAUUUGAUUCAGCUGCUAGCUGUACGGAGGUAAAUAAAACAAUAAAGGCUAAGAUUGGAAUGAGAUCUGAUGCUGAGUGUUUUGCUCUGUAUGAGUUAAUGAGUGGUUCAGAACGAGCAAUGGCUACUGAUGAAAGAUUAUCUGAUACGUUGAGUAAAUGGGAGAGGUUGUCUCGUAGUGGAGCUAUGGCCAAUGCUGCUUUCUCAUUGCACACUGCAUGGAUUAACAUGCCCUAUAUUUAUUAUUUUAUAUUACAGAAAAGAUUAUUUAUUGAACCGUAUAUUAAUCCUAAUGAUCCUGUCGAGUGUGAUCUGGUUUUCAAUCAACUGAUAGAGAGUGUGUUUGAACAGAGGGUACCUCUCUCCAUGCAAGAUGCAGUUCAUUUAUGUGCCUUUAAAGUACAAUCUGAGAUAGAAGAUAUGAAAACUGGUGAUAUAGACUAUAGGUUGGUAGACUCUGUGACUAGAAUUUUACCACGAGAUAUGAGACCAACAGUAAAAAUAGAAGAUAUUGCCACCACUCAUAAAACAAUCUUAGAUUUAAGUCCACAACAAGCUGUUCUAGGUUUUAUCAAUACCUUAAAAUCCUGGCAUUUAUUUGGUGCUGCAGUGUUUGAAAUAGGGCAAACCUAUACAUCAAUGUUACCUAAGAACCUCCUACUAGCUGUCCAUCAGAAAGGUAUCCACCUUCUAGAAACCAAAACUUUUAAAGUCCUGGGUGCCUACCCAUAUUCAGAUAUCGCCCAUUCUAGUCCUGCUAUUAAAAGUAUUAUGAUUGUGAUAGGUCACGUUGCCAAGGGAACCAAAUUUAUGUUCAACACCAAUCAAGUAAGUUAA